Messenger RNA from Moneuplotes crassus, 1363 nucleotides. Lineage: Eukaryota; Ciliophora; Spirotrichea; Euplotida; Euplotidae. The record is from the annotation of a GenBank genome assembly.
GUUUUAUGGAAGAGAAAGAGCAAGCUGAAAACCCACAAUUAUUGCAGAAUGAUAUUGAAACCUUUGGGACUCUUUGCAAAGAAAUGAACGAGACAUUAGAAGAAAGCCAAGAGAAGCUGGAAACUUUAAAGGAGAAGUUAACCAAAAUGAAUGAGACUAAUCCUCCAAAUAAUUCUGGGAGCAAUACUUUCCAAUAUAUUGAUGUGAAGUCAAUGCUAUUGCUUAACUAUGUUACCAGCUUGCAAUAUUUCACCCUCUGUAAAGCAGAAGGUAAAGAUAUGCAAGAGCAUGAAAUAUUUGAGAGACUCUCUUAUCUAAGGCUCAUUAUUGAGAAGUUAAAGCCUCUUGAUAAGAAAGUCGAUUAUCAGAUUGAGAAACUCUUAAAGUCGGCCUUGACACAGAGCCAAGGAGAGUCUGUGCUUCCUAAUAGAAAGCAGAAGGAAGAUAAUCUGAAGUACAGGCCAAACCUGAACAACUUUGACUCCAAGCAUAUUACCGAGAAAGCAGACCAGAACAUGGUUACAAUGGAAGGAGAGGGAGAAGCAGAAGGCGAAGACUCUAUCGAAGAUCUCUCAGAUGGCUCUGGUGAUGAAAAGAAGGCCAACCCCGAUAGCUCAGAUAUUGAUCCUGAUAACAUCAACAGCGAUGAUAUAGACUCAGACGCGCUUGAAAGAUUUGCUGUCAAGAAGCAGAAGGCACAGGCCAAGAACAAAUCAGGAGAGCAUAUUAAUGAAGAAGAGAUCUAUAAAGCAGUCACAAACAACCCAAUGAAGAUGGUUGAUACCUCUAGAAAAGCUCAAAAGCAGCGUGAAAAGGACCAAAAUAGGAUGAAAAGGGUUGAUCUGGUCAGAGAACUUAAGCAUGACAUGCUUGAUCUCCCAGAAGAGGUAAACUAUGGUAUCGCCUCUGGUAAUAGAAGACUCAUCGAGCAGGAGAAGGAAGAUGAAGAUCUUGAAAUGAAAUAUUUCAAGCGUAUUUCCUACACUGUGAAGGAACAGAAACAGAGAGAGAAGAAAAUUAAGAGACUACAGAAGUCAGACUAUUCAGGCAUCACUGACGGAUUCCAUGACUUCCAGAGAAUUCAGGAAUUCAUGGGAAAGACUUAUGGAGGUGACGAAGAUGAAGAAAUGCAGAAGCAUAUGGAGAAAGAAAAGUUCCUACAAGAAGUUAGAUCCAGGAAAAGAGACAAGAAGAGUAAAGUCAAGUUCCUUGAUGAGGAGAUUAAUUCUGAUGAAGCAGGUGAUGAUGUUCUGUUCCAAAAAUUACCUAAUAGAGGGAAUAAGAGUGGUACUGGGGACAAUAAGCCAAAGAAAGGAAAUAAGAAGAGAUUUAAGAGAAGAAAAAAUUAAGUUCAACUUACAAA